Ctenopharyngodon idella (grass carp) is the source of this 2194-nucleotide messenger RNA. RefSeq names its product vascular endothelial growth factor D (gene vegfd). Gene Ontology annotation, cellular component: membrane. The record is from RefSeq and is a predicted model, not a curated record. Lineage: Eukaryota; Metazoa; Chordata; Actinopteri; Cypriniformes; Xenocyprididae. Gene Ontology annotation, molecular function: vascular endothelial growth factor receptor 3 binding; growth factor activity; chemoattractant activity. The transcript is spliced from 7 exons. The coding region runs from base 801 to 1616 and encodes 271 amino acids. Gene Ontology annotation, biological process: response to hypoxia; vascular endothelial growth factor receptor signaling pathway; positive regulation of endothelial cell proliferation.
AUCUGCUUGAGAGUGACGCGCACACUCGCAGAGAACGAGAGAAAGGGCAUGUCGGCUUAGCUCCCCUCCUUUUUCAUCCCGCCACUUUGCUGCAUUUAAGUGGGAUAUUGGCUGGAUUCAGUCUGUCUUUUCCUCGCACUCUCUCUCUUCUCCCUUCAUCCCUCUGUUCCCCCUUCCCUCCUCCUCUUCCUCCUCUUCCCCCUCCUUCACUCCUUGCCCUCUGUAGAGGUCUGGAUCACAUUUAAAACCACAUGUUCCUGUGUGCGAGCAACUGAGCCUGGAAGUCUGCAAGCAGGAAACGUGGUGACAGUGGAGUGGGACUGGAGCGCACAGCGACGGGACAGACGUGCACGCCUCCCAGAUGGCCUUGCACGCACUGGCGGCUGGAAAAUACUGGAUGUGAGCAAACACAUAUAUGGUGUGACACAUCUGGGUCUGUGGAGGCACUGGGCCAAAUUUGGCCGGUCCAAGACGGAUGACAACACCAAGGGGUCGUCCUGCUCAGAAAGAAUCAUACAAAAGAGAAGGGAAAUUCUUCCUCGGCCAAGUACAAACUGUUGUCCUAGACCAGCACUGAUUGAUGUCUCUAUCUCCUCCUCUUUUUUUUUUUUUUUUUUUUUUUAAAGAGGAGAUCCCAUUUGGCUCCGGAAAGCUCGUUGUCACAGGUCUCUCUUGGUGCUCCUGUGUGGUCCUGUGUGAGAAACUUGCUUCGUGAUUUGUGAGUGUGCGUGAGUGUAUACGCAGACUGGCCUCUCUCGCUGCUUAAUCGCUGGACGGUACCCUGGAGAGUAAGUAGCAGGAUGAAGACACAGAAAUGUACUGGACUUCACAUGUUGCUACUCCUGUAUGUCAGACUGAUGCUGGCAGUGGACGCCUACAGACCCCAGAGAGACAUAAACCAGGAGAAGUGGGAACAAGAACUGAGGGAAGCCGGAAGUCUGGAUGAGCUUCUGAUGUUGACCGAAUACCCGGACUGGAAGCUAUGGAGAUGCAGACUCAAGCUGAAGCACUUUGACGACGCUUCUCCACCCGAGAACCGCAGGUCAACUCGCUAUGCGGCUGCAUCAUUCAGCCCAGAGAUGCUAAAAGAUAUUGAUGACGAAUGGCAGAAAACACAGUGUAUGCCCAGAGAGACGUGUGUAGAAGUGGCUAAAGAACUGGGCACCAAUACGGCGGUGUUUUUCAAGCCCCCAUGCGUCUCUGUCUUCAGGUGUGGCGGCUGCUGCAACAAAGAGGGAGUUACCUGCCGAAAUACAAGCAUGACUUAUGUCAAUAAAACUAUUUUGAGUGUGAGUCUGGCGCCGUAUAAAUCUGGACCAGAGCCUGUGCUGGUGAAAAUAGCCAAUCACACUGAGUGUAAGUGCCAGGAACACGCGCUGAUCCGCAGACAUGUUCGUGAGAAGCACAGGAAGAACGGUUGCUCUCCUACACGUAAGCCCGAAGACAAGAGGCUAUGCAACAAAGGUUUAAUAUGGGACUGGAUGGCGGAGAGAUGUGUGACGUACCCCUCCAGUAAACAAGAACCGCCAUCUACCGUCAGUGAGGAGGACUGUGAGAUUGAUGUAGAGCGAUGUGAAUGUAUUCCAAAACGGACAGACAGAUUACACCAUACGUGACACAAUUCAACAAAUCGUCUAAACUAAAGCUGCAAGAGAGAAAACAACAAUGAACUCGACACCCUGACAAUCUGCAAGUGCCGAAUGCAGAGACUGCAAAAUACCAUUUAAUUUAUUUAUCUCUCUAUUUAUAUCAAAUAAAAAUACUUUAUUAACAUUUAUUCACACAUCUCAUCAGUAUCAUGGCAGCGAUGGCUUUCUAAAUAUAAAAAACAACUCUGCUUUUCCUGUCUGAACACAUUGAAAAAUGAAAUCUGAGGUAAAUGUCUCCUUUGCACUGAAAUCAACAUUUCAUCGUAAAGAAUAUCUGUGGAAUUUUCUUAGAUAUAAUUUAUAUCUAUAAUAGUUAUAUUUAAGUAUAACUUAUAAUUUUUCAAAAUGUUUCCUGAGGGGCUAAUAGGGUCCCCUCCAUCAUGUUUCCAUUGCACAAGAGGACUAUAUGUUGGAUGGUGAAGUUCUUCAAUGACUAAGCCUCUUUUUAAAUUGUCUUCCCCACUGAGCAUGCUGCCAACAAUAAGAAAACAUGUACUGAAGAUAAAAAGCUGUUCAAAUAAAAAAUGGCAAAUUUAAAAAAUAAA